Molecule: messenger RNA, 651 nt
Organism: Metarhizium album ARSEF 1941
Lineage: Eukaryota; Fungi; Ascomycota; Sordariomycetes; Hypocreales; Clavicipitaceae
Exons: 1
Coding region: 1-651 (216 amino acids)
Source: RefSeq, a predicted model, not a curated record
AUGCAACUGGCGCUCCUCGUCCUGGCGGGCCUCGCCGCCGCCCAUGUGCAAAUGACGUCGCCGCCGCCCUUCCGGUCCGCGUACAACAACCACACCACCAGCGUCGACUACAACAUGAACAGCCCGCUCGCGUCCUCGGGGAGCGACUACCCGUGCAAGGGCUACCACAAGCUCCUCGACACGCCGCAGGGAGCUUCCGUGGCCACGUGGACCGCCGGCCAGAACUACAGCAUGUCGGUCGAGGGCAGCGCCACGCACAACGGCGGCUCGUGCCAGCUGUCGCUGUCCUACGACGGCGGCUCCUCGUGGACCGCUUUCCACUCCUUCAUCGGCGGCUGCCCGUUGAUGAAGACGUGGAAGUUCAACCUGCCCGCCGACACGCCGGCCGGCGAGGCCCUCUUUGCCUGGUCGUGGUUCAACCAGAUUGGCAACCGCGAGAUGUACAUGAACUGUGCCCACAUCACCGUCCAGCCGCGGCGGCAGCGGCAGGCCGCCCCUGUGGCGUGGGCGUCGCGGCCCAAAAUGUUCGUGGCCAACGUCAACAACGGGUGUGCGACCGUCGAGAUGGCCGACGUCCUGUUCCCGAGCCCGGGGCCCGACGUCGACAAUGUUUCCGACAACACGGCCAGCCCGGUUGGCACGUGUAGUUAG